Molecule: messenger RNA, 1012 nt
Organism: Prunus dulcis (almond)
Lineage: Eukaryota; Viridiplantae; Streptophyta; Magnoliopsida; Rosales; Rosaceae
Exons: 2
Source: RefSeq, a predicted model, not a curated record
AUGGAGGUGUGUGUCAUUGCCAAGUGCACAUAUAAGUCGGAAACCAUCAUGUUUUCAGUUUCAUCAGAGUCAUCCAUGGUUGAUAUUUUGAAGACUUUGUGUCUGAGGUUUAGGGGUUUGCAGGUGGGUUGUUUCACAUUACGGUAUUCGGUGCCCAGUUAUCCGAGUUGUUUUCUAGAAACGGAUAGCGAUUUGGACUUGAUGAGGACAUUUUUGUUGAUAUCAAAUGAGAAGACUGUUGAUAUUUUAGUGAAGGAUUUAUGCGGGAUCAAUGAAUAUAGUGGUGAUUUUUGUGUAAAUAAGGAGUUGAUAGCAUGUGAAAAGGGCGAGUCGUCGUGUUCUAGUACUGUCGAAGACAGAAACGAGUUUUUGGGCAGGUCGAAGAGAGCAAGUGCUAAGCCUUUGUUGUCAAAUGAGUGGGAGACAUACAUACAUCAUGUGGGGCAGAAGUUUGACGGUGGUGCAGAGGAGUUCCGGUUGAAAUUGUGCAACUGGCGUGUUUAUGCUUCUCGUUGUGAAGCUACUAGCAGUUUUGUAAUUCGGACGUUAAAUAAUGUUCAUACAUGUGCGGGUCGGAUAUGGGAAUCAAAGAGUAAGAUGAUGAGGUCUCGUGUGGUGUCCUCCCUCAUUGUGGACAGAAUUCGUGCAAAACCAGAGCUGAAGCCAGCUGAGAUUAUACACGAGUUCAAAGAUUAUUAUGGUAUAGACAUUUCAUACUACCACGCAUGGUUUGGCAAAGAGUUAGCUAAAUUGGACGUUCACGGUGAUGAGUCGAAGUCCUUCAACGAGUUAGUGUGGUAUGCGGAUGCCGUAAAGGAAACUAACACUGGUUCUCUCUGCACUCUUGAUUGUGAAGCUGGAAUUAAUCGCUUUCGACGGUUUUUUGUGUCUUUUGGCGGUUGCAUUGCUGGAUUUCAAUAUUGCAUACCCUUGUUGUUCAUUGAUGCUACGUUUUUGAAGAGCAAGUACAAGGGGCAGCUUCUCUGUGCUUCGGGAAAGAAUGGAAAUCAAG